This is a messenger RNA of Papilio polytes (common Mormon), 2961 nucleotides long. RefSeq lists its product as uncharacterized. NCBI's taxonomy places the organism in Eukaryota, Metazoa, Arthropoda, Insecta, Lepidoptera, Papilionidae. Gene Ontology annotation, biological process: deadenylation-dependent decapping of nuclear-transcribed mRNA; P-body assembly. The record is from RefSeq and is a predicted model, not a curated record. Gene Ontology annotation, cellular component: P-body. The transcript has 16 exons. Gene Ontology annotation, molecular function: RNA binding. The coding region runs from base 103 to 2961 and encodes 952 amino acids.
UUCGAGUGAUAUCCGCCGCCAUGGCGCCACCGCCAUUGCUGUUGCGACAUAUGUAGCGUGACAAGUCAUGUCAAUUUUGUUCAUGAUAUAUGAAAAACUCCAAUGGCAGAUUCUUUUUUCGGGUUCGAUACUUCGUUUCAGAACCUAAAUGACGACGAAGGUGGCGGUGAGCCUUCGGAGGAUGAGUAUGAUGCACUCAACGAUGAGACGUUUGGACAGGAUUCGGACGAGCUGGACUGGGAGGUGGAGCACGAGCAGCUGGCGGAGCAGCUGGAGAGCAGCCGGCGGCACCACACCCAAGUAGACGAUGUCAACUCACAGCUCGAGGCGUCCCUGGCCAAGCUGGUGCUGGACGAGCCGGAGCCGGCGCACAUCUCGCUGGGCUCCUCCGUGUGGCGGCACGACCUCUCCUUCGCCGCGCCCGCGCCCGCGCCCCACAUACCACCCACUCCCGUGCCACCACUCAAAAAUGUAUGCACCGUGGAGGAGCUGGAGAGGCAGCUGCGCCAGAGUCAGCAGCAACAGCAGGCCCCCUUCCCCACACAGAACUACUAUCAGCAAAGAUUUCCAACCAUGAUUCUACAAAGACCACCGGGUCUUCAGGCGCCGGUCCCCCUGCCCUUUGCGCCUCAGCAGCCCAUAGGACACAACAUCGGUCAGAUGGGCGCGCCACUGAACAAGGUCAUCGGCCAAUCCGGACAAAUCAGCCAAAUGGCUCAAGGAAAUCAAGCAAUGCAAAACCAUAUGAUGCAAAAUGUCAAUCCAUUGGGUCAGAACUUGAGUCAAAUGACACAGAACGCAAAUCAAUUGACCCAGAAUAUGAAUCAAAUGAGUCAAACUAUGAACCAGAUGACGCAGAAUAACCCUUUUAUGCAAAACAAUCAAUUGAACAGUCAGUUUCAGAACAACCAAAUGGGACAGAGCAUGAUGAACCAAAUGCAACACAACAUGCAGAAUAUCCAUCAGAUGAGCCAAUCCAACCACACGCUGCAGAGCCCCAUGGCACAGAGUAUGAACCAAAUGGAUCAAACUAUGGCGCAAAUGAGCCAGAGUAUGAACCAAAUGAAUCAGAUGAAUCAAAUAGGCCAGAGUAUGAACCCUUUAGGACAGAAUAUGAACCACAUGUUGUCUAACGGCGGCCAGUACGGGCCGGGCAUGAACCAGUUCCCUCACAUGCUGGGCCAGUCCCGGCUCCCUCCGCCUCCGGGGAUGGGGAUGCAGCGGCAAAAUUACAGUCCAAGUAUGAACCAAUUUAAUCCUAAUUUUCGUGGCCCAAUCACAGCCAAUAAAUCAACAGAACAACAAACACAAAUAAAUCAGAAUAUGAUGAUGAACCAACAUGUAAAGAAUCAACCGCUAAUAAACCAGAAGAUUGCCAAACCCGCAAUGAACUCUCCGCAGAUGAUGCAGCAGAACCCGCAGCAGGUCAACUCACAGCAACUGGCCACUCAGCAAAUGAAUGCGCCGCAUAAAAACUCCCAGCUAAUUAACAGUCAGCCAAUGAACUUGCAGCAAAUGAACUUGCAACAAACGAACUUGCAACAAAUGAACUCGCAGUCUAUAAACUCGCAAAUGAACUCUCAGCAGAGCAACAUGAAGCAAACGAAUCAACAAAUAAACUCGAAACCUGCGAACGCGCAGAUGAGCAUGCACGUCUCGCCUCAGAACAAAGGCAGCCAAGCCGCGCUCAAGCCGCCCGCCAACCAGAGGAACGAGAAGGUGCAGAAGAGCCGAGUGUACAAUAACACCAACACCAGCACCAAGAUGAUGAAUUCACAGAACCUGGCCAAGUUCCUGCUGCAGUCCACGUACCCCGUGCUGCCCUACAACAGCUUCCACAACGCCAGCCACCACCCCAUGCUGAACCGCGGCGCCGUCUUCACCAACUCGCAGUUCAUCAACAACCACCCCAUGUUCAACAACCAACGCAAUGGCACAUACAAUAAUGUCAACAGACACAUGAUGAACGGCGACGACGACGACGACGACGGCGCCGGCGGAGGCGGUGGCGGUGCUGGCGGUGGCGAGGUGGACGAGUACGCGGGCCUGAUGACGUCGCGCGAGAAGCAGUGGCUCAUCAACAUACAGAUGCUGCAGCUCAACACCGGCACACCUUACAUACACGACUUCUAUUACACCGUAUUCCUCGAGCGACAGGCGAAUAAAGAGAAAGAGGGUGUAAAAGAGGCACACAAGGCUAACCAGCAAAAUCAUCCCUUCUAUAGUGGAGGUGUGAAGCAGGAGGCGGGCGGCCGCGAGCGGCGCAGCUCGCACCGCCACAGCACCAGCGAGGACGCCGCGCCGCGCCACUACACGCCCGCGCAGUUCGAGAACUCGCUGGGAAAACUGCAGUGCGGCAGCGUGACGGCGCCGCGCAAGAUCAUCGACGUGGAGGUGGUGUCGGAGCCCGCCGCCGGCCGCGGCUCGCGCGCGCCCAGCGCCGCCAGCACCACCAACCCCGCAGAGGUGCCGCGCGAGGUGCGCCGCACGAAGCAGGUGCUGCUGGAGAUCGAGGCGAUGUACGUGACGCUGCUGCGCCUCGAGGAGCUCAACGACCCCCUCGCCAUCGCCAACGCGCUCAUACUCAAGGAGAGAGAAGAGAAGCAGAAGCAGAUGGAGGCGGCCCAGAAGGAGGCGCUGGAAAACUCUGCGGAGGACGAAUCCAACCUGUUCCUCAAGAACAUAGAGUCUGUGCAGCGCAGACCCAAGCAGGACAGCCCCAAGAGCGACAGCAUCGACAAGAGACAGGUGGUGAGCGUGGCGCUGGGCCAGAAGCCGCCGCCGGUGAAGAACCUGCUGGACGAGGACCGCGAGGAGCUGCUCGCGCGCAUGUUCGCCGCGCUGCUGCACGCCGACCGCCUGCCGCAGGUGCUCGCCGUGCGCAAGGGCAGGGCGCUCGUGACGCGGUUCGUGAGUCGAGCGCCUUACGAUAUUCAAGCUAACGCCGUCGGCAAUCGGUGA